Molecule: messenger RNA, 7400 nt
Organism: Ictalurus furcatus (blue catfish)
Lineage: Eukaryota; Metazoa; Chordata; Actinopteri; Siluriformes; Ictaluridae
Gene: npc1l1
Product: NPC1-like 1
Exons: 19
Coding region: 334-4617 (1427 amino acids)
Cellular component (GO): membrane
Molecular function (GO): lipid carrier activity
Source: RefSeq, a predicted model, not a curated record
ACUGUGUAUUUAAAUGCGUUUAAAUGCAUAAAUUUUCUUUUUCAGCUCUGAGUAUCAGUUUCGAGGAUUUGAGUAUCGGGGUUGCGUUCAUCAUCACCAGAAAAAUAAACAACCAAACUUUUUUUUUCUGGAACAGGGGAAUAUACGAGUGUUGUGGAAUUCUCUUUUUCUUUUUUUCAAUUUUUUUUGGACAGCAGAUGUUUUUUUGUUUGCUUCACUGAUGCCUGGCUUUCAGUGUCCACCCACAAGUUAAUUAUCAAACGUGUGCAUUAGGUUUGUGCGUUGUGAUUGGCACUGAACAAAUCAGGCCAGAUAAGAAACAGGUCAUAGUCGAUGUCUCAUACGCCACUGAAGAGGGCUGAAAGUACCACCUCAUUAUUUAUUCCUAAUUUAUCACGUAUCCGUGGAUACCGGUUUAUCCCAUCCCUCUUAUCUCUGUUGGUUCUCUCUCUGUUGGAUGUAACACUCCAUUUACUUUCAGAACGUGACAGAAUGGGGGUCCUCGCAAAGAAGUGGGACGACGGAUUUAUCUUUCUAACACUGGCUGCAUAUUGGGUGCUUUGUGAUGCUCAGCCUCAACCCGGUUUCUGUGUGAUGUAUGACGAAUGUGGUCUAAACCCCAACGUAGAAGGGUCCCUGAUCCCUGCAAGAAUACCCUGCAAAAGUUAUCAGCAAGCAAGUUCAGUGGUAGGUCAACACUACCAGCUAUUGAAGGAAAUCUGUCCUAUGUUGGACAGAGGUGAGGGGGAAACAUUUGCCUGCUGCACCAGUACUCAACUGCACGCCCUGCAAAGCAGCCUGUCGCUAUCCAAAGCUCUGCUGCUCCGCUGCCCAUCCUGUGCUUAUAAUUUUGCCCACCUGCACUGCAUCACCACCUGCAGCCCCAACCAAAGCCAGAUAAUCAACAUCACCAAAACUGUGAACGUCACAGUUAACGGAGUGCCGAAAGAUGCCGUGGUUGCAUACCAGGCCUACGUUUCCACCAGGUUCUCCGAUGCAUCCUUCAGGUCCUGCCAGAAUGUACGUAUUCCAUCAACAGGUGGAUACGCUAUCGCUACCAUGUGUGGCCGAUAUGGUCAUAAGCUGUGCACGCCUCAGCGCUGGUUAGAUUUCCAAGGUGACACAAGCAACGGUCUGGCUCCACUUGAUAUUGAUUUUAGACUCAUACCACCUGGCGAGAUGUCACAGGUACCAGCAGGAAUGGUUCCAUAUGCGGGCUUGGCUAUAGGCUGUAAUGAAACAUCACCCACUGGGGAAGAAGAGUGCUCUUGCCAGGACUGUCUGGAUGCCUGCCCUUCAGUUCCUCCACCUCAACCUAUACCUGAGGAGACCAGCUUCAUGGUCGGUGAAAUGAAUGGCAUCCUCUUCAUAUGCCUCCUUUUCUUUAUAUUUUUGUCCCUCCUGUUCUUCGGUUUCCUUCUGGCUAAGUUAGUUUUCCAGACCCGCAAGAGUAAGAUGUCAACAUUGGGCAAGGACAAAAAUGCAAAUGAAGUAGACCUUAACCAAACAGUGGAGCCCAAAGACGUCACAUGCUCCGAUCGUGCAAGUCUGGCCACUCAAGAAUUCCUGGGUUCACACUUUCAGAUUUGGGGAACUAUAAUGGCUAGAUACCCAAAGACCGUGAUCAUUGUAUGUCUAGUAGCAGUGGUUGCAUUUUCAAGUGGGCUGAUGUACAUAGAACUGACCACAGAUCCUGUUCAGCUUUGGUCGGCUCCCGACAGCCGUGCUAUGCGUGAGAAGGACUUCCAUGACCGACAUUUUGCCCCCUUCUUUCGUACCAACCAACUGAUUCUGACAGCUCCAGGGAGAAAAGGCUAUGUGUACGAUUCCUUGCUAUUUGGCAAAACAAACUUCAGUGGCCUCAUCUCUAAAGACCUCAUCGUUCAACUAUUGGCGCUUCAAGAGAGAAUUCAGGCAAUCGAGUUCUGGUCUGACGAUCUUAACAAAACCGCUAGCCUUAAGGACGUGUGCUAUGCUCCGCUCAAUCCAGAAAACCCCGCUCUUUCUGACUGUGCUGUCAACAGUCUUCCUCAAUACUUCCAAAACAGCAUCGAUAAUCUGAACGCGAAGGUUAACAUGACCGAGCUAGGUGUGACUAAAGAAGUUGACUGGAGAGAUCAUUUCAUCUACUGCGUCAACUCUCCGUUGUCUUUUAAAGACAUCACUGCGCUUGGCAUGAGCUGCAUGGCUGACUACGGAGGACCUGUGUUUCCCUUCUUGGCUGUGGGAGGAUACAAUAAUGAAGACUACACAAAUGCUGAAGCGUUCAUCGUCACUUUUUCUCUGAAUAACUAUCCACGCGAUCACCCAAAGUUCAAAGUGGUGCAAGAAUGGGAAUCCAGAUUCUUAGACAUUGUACAGGCGUACCAAAAAGAUCCCAGCACAAACUUUACGUUCGCCUACAUGGCUGAGAGAUCUUUAGAGGAUGAAAUCAACAGAACUACAAUAGAGGAUAUCCCCAUCUUUAUGAUCAGCUACGCAGUCAUCUUUUUGUACAUCGCCGUGGCUCUGGGGGAAUACUCAUCCUUCAAACGCAUUCUGGUGGACUCCAAGUUCCUUGUUGGCCUGGGGGGUAUAUUGGUAGUAGGCUGCUCGGUCCUGGCCUCCAUGGGUUUCUAUGCUUGGAUAGGAGUCCAGUCCUCGCUAGUCAUUCUGCAGGUUGUCCCCUUUCUAGUCCUGGCUGUUGGAGCUGACAACAUCUUCAUCUUUGUUCUGGAGUAUCAGAGAGACAUACGCCGACCAGGAGAGCAGCGGGAGGAGCAGAUUGGUCGAGUCCUUGGCAAUGUCGCUCCCAGCAUGCUCCUUUGCAGCAUGUCAGAAUCAGUCUGCUUCUUUUUUGGUGCUUUGAGUACAAUGCCUGCCGUGAAGUCUUUUGCGCUCUACGCUGCUUUAGCCAUCCUCAUGGACUUUGUGCUGCAGAUGACUGCGUUCGUGGCACUGCUGUCUCUCGACGCUCGCCGACAAGAUGCCAAUCGCUGUGAAAUAGCUUGCUGUGUGACUGUAAAGAAACCACGUCCUUCCAAACCCAACGAGGGCUUCCUCCUCCCUCUAAUGCGGAAAUAUUAUGCCCCAGUACUGCUCCACCCCAUCUCCAGGAUAGUAGUGAUCAUUCUAUUCCUCUUCAUGUUCUGCGCCUCCAUCUUCCUUUUGUUCCAUGUGAAGGUGGGCUUGGAUCAGGAGCUGGCCAUGCCAUCAGACUCCUACAUGUUGACAUACUUUGCAUACUUGUACAAGUACUUUGAGGUGGGGGUUCCCGUAUAUUUUGUCACAACAAGAGGCUUCAAAUUCGAAAAUGUCACUGGCAUGAACGCAGUGUGUUCCAGCGUCGGCUGUGACCAGUUCUCCCUCACCCAGAAGAUCCAGUACGCCACGGCGUUUCCUGACAGAUCCUACAUAGCUAUCCCAGCAUCCUCUUGGGUAGACGAUUUCAUCGACUGGCUGAAUCCUCAGACUCGAUGCUGUCGGAUUUACUCCUUCGGACCCAACGCAGGGAAAUUCUGUCCCUCUAGUGAGAGUGCCCUCAUGUGUUUGUCGAAGUGUAUGAAGUCCCCAUCCAAUGGCCUCCUGCGUCCAACCGUAGAGGAGUUUAACAAGUAUCUCCCCAGCUUUCUCACCAACCGGCCAGACUUACAGUGUCCCAAAGGUGGUUUGGGGGCUUACGACACAUCUGUGGUCCGGGACAAUGUGACGGGAGAAAUAUUAGCAUCUCGGUUCAUGGCGUAUCACACUCCGCUCACUAACUCGCAGGAGUUUACAGCGGCUCUACUCAUGGCGAGAGAAAUCGCCCACGACAUCACCAUGGCUUUGAGAAAUGUGCCAGGCACGGCUCCUGACUUCGAGGUCUUCCCCUAUACUGUGACGUACGUGUACUACGAGCAGUACAUUAGCAUUGUGAACGAGGGCCUGAUGAACCUCUCGCUCUGUUUGUUACCCACCUUCGUGGUGUGCUGUAUCCUGCUCGGUAUGGACCUGCGCUCGGGUCUCCUCAACCUCCUCACCAUAGUGAUGAUCACCGUGGAUACGGUGGGUGUCAUGACGCUGUGGGGCAUCGACUACAAUGCCGUGUCGCUAAUCAACCUCGUCACGGCCGUGGGGAUUUCCGUGGAAUUUGUGUCUCAUCUAACGCGCUCUUUCGCCCUGAGCACUUUGCCCACUAAGGUGCAGAGAGCCAAAGAUGCUACUGCUAAGAUGGGCAGUGCGGUGUUUGCCGGCGUCGCUAUGACCAACCUGCCUGGAAUCAUCGUGCUGGCAUUUGCUAAAGCUCAGCUCAUUCAGAUCUUCUUCUUCCGGCUGAAUCUGGUCAUCACGCUGCUGGGAAUGGCGCACGGCCUCAUCUUCCUGCCUGUGCUGCUCAGCUACUUUGGCCCAUCUGUAAACAAGGCCUUGCUGCUGGAGCUGCAGAAUAAAAAAGCCGUGGAAAUGCAGCAGCGCAGCACAGCAGUUUACGACAACGAUGGCUUUGCAAAGCAGGAGAAUCGCAUCAGUUCAGAAACCGAAAACUCCACAACGCCGCACAACAGUGCUCCAGUAGUCCCAGGAAAGUUGGAGCAGGAGAUAACGCUAGAACCAAGUACAGAGGAGGACACCAACCAUAUCCAGAGUAACACGUUUCAGUAGUUCUGGGGUGACCUUCCUCUUCUGCUGCGCUUCUGAUCUCCUGCUACGAGAUCAUUGGCAGAGAGAGAAAAGGAUGGUUCAUUAACAAUAGGACCCUUUCAUUAUACACACUAGUGCAAUAUAAGGGUCAGGAGACCUGCUUUAUAGGGAUAAAGGUUUUUUUUUUUUUUCCACCUCAGCAACACAGUCGUGUGUUUUACCUGCUCUAACACACUAAGCAGAACUUGGGCUUGGCGAUGGAAACAUCGCUUGAUCAUAGAAGUUAAAACACCUGCUGGACAUGUUUUUAUAUAUUAACUUGUAAACGAACCAUCGAAAGUAGUCACACAGCCAAGACAUGACGCAUUAGGCUUAAAUUUCCAUGCACAGAUGUACACAUGACGAAUGUUGUAUAAAAGAGUCAUCGCUUGAACUGUAUUUCUAAAUCUGGUCUUACUAUUUACAAAUAACAGCUAUUCAAAAGGAGCUACCAGUUGUUACCGGCUAGUAACUCAGUAAAUCAUUUAGACACAAAAAACAAAAAUAGCCGUGGCGGACCAGAGACGAACCUGAAAUUUGGACGGAAGUAAGUCCUCUCUAGUAGCAUUCUGCUUGAAAAAUUGUGAGUUAUAACUGAGCCUAUAAGUGGAACCGUGAGCAAUCUCGAGCAUUACAUUCGGACUUAUCUAGUCUACGAAACAAGAAUGUGGUCUCUCUCUAUAUUUAUAUCUUGUAAUGUGCUCUAGAGAUCAGUUUUUGUUUCAAGGAGCUAGGCCCAUCCUGAGCCGAGGUAUCGAGGUUUCCGCAAACAGCUAUAUAACCUAAAUUUGUGGUAUGCCAAGCAAAGAUGGCCGUUGCAUGUAAACCUAAUAAAAAUGUAAAAAAAAAGAACUCAUGGUUUUGCAAUGCCGAUAUAUAGAUAUAAUCACGCAAAAAUAUUUUAAAAACUUAUAAUUGGACCACUUGAGCUGGAAUGACCCAUAUCUGACAUAUUACAUCUCACAUAAAAACAUAGCUUAGACUCAGAGGGAGCUAAUUAGCUUAGCUAAAAAUAAUUACCUGCUACACACCAAGGCAGUUUUCUCCAUAAAUAAACUAUCAAGAUACAAUGUAUUGUCAAUGUUAAGAAUAUAGUGUGAAUUGAAUAUGGUAUUACUUGAGUAAUUGGUAUUAUUCACAAAACUCGCUAGGCCUAAUUCUGCUUAUUAAAGAACGGGACAAACUGCAAACAAACUGUCUUACGCCGCUGUAAAGUUGUUAACGUCUUCUUGAAUGUCGAAGCUUGCCUUCUCGUGUCAGCCUGCACUCACACUUCGUUAUAGGCUAACAUUUUCAUUUGUUUUUUUGUUCGUUGUACUGUAUUUUAUUUAAUUCCAUUACAUUUGCCUACAAUGUCUUUUUGUUGAAACUCUACUGCUGCCAUACACUCCAGUGAAAAGUGCUUGCUGUUUGUGUCAUGUGAUACAUUAGUGCAAUAAGAAGUGCACUCGGUGUAUUUGUUCGUCUGUGUGCGUGUUUGCAAAAUCAUCAAACUGCCGAUGUAGCGAUACCUGCAAGUCGUUAAGAACGAGAUCCAAUAAACGACAUAACCGGACUGGACCAGUUGUGGAUGUGAAAUAGAUAUUGGGUUUUUGUGAACUGUAACCUCACAAAUCUCGCAUUUUUAAUCAGUAAAACAAAAGUUAAACAAAAAUAUAUGUAUUUUUAAAAACAAUAAAACCCUCCAAUUGAAGGACAUGUCUUGCACAAAUCUAAAGGUGAGCGCACUUUAAACAGGAAAGAAUAAAAGGUAUUUGUUCGGACCCCCGACAUCUAACAAAAUGCUGAACCAAUAAUAUUAAUUUAACCAAAUUAUUCACUUCAGCAGGAGAAGUGAUUGUGGAGACAGCGUGUGUAAAUGAAUACGACCAAAGGGAAAGUAUUAAAUUUGUGGAAACCUGUUUCUGCCAUUUGAAAAAGGGGGGAAAAAAACAAUUACUCGAUAAAUAUGUUUUGCUAUCUUAAGUCAUCAACAUUGACCUAAUUGAAACUAAUCCAAGUCCGUAGACAGUGCCACAACAAAGGCGGGCGACAUCACACAAGGGUAAUCCAUAAUCAAAUAUCCAGACACGGGCAAGAGUAAAAAAAAUAACAAACUGCACAAACGUUGAAACGUUGACGUAUCAGAGGCUUGGAUCUAAAGUAAAAAAUGCACAACUUGGACGAAUGCUCGACUUUUGCUUGGACACCCAUGACAUAGACAAUCGAUUACUAAACACAGAACAGGUGAACACAAUAGGGCAACAAUGCAGUGAAAAGACAGGAACAGAGACAGGGCUAAAACAAACAAACAAACAAAGGCACAUAAAUGUAAACAAAAGCACAUGACAACAAUUUUUCUAUUAGAGUCUAUUUAUACGUGCAGUAUAUAAACAUGUGAAAAGGUUUUCAUUUACGUUGACCUUUUCAACACUGUGCAGACUCACAUCUGCACUCAUUAUCAUUAAUUAAUGUUCUGAUCGUAUUUGGAACAGUUUUUUUUUAUUUUUGUCACCUUUAAGCUGCGUUAUACUUGACGUGGAAACAUGAAUGCGUGCCUAUUACUUGUGCGUAAGCCACAGCACGCCCACUCUCCCCACACGGUUUAUCAGAUUGCACACACCCGUUUGGCUUAUUUGGAAAAGCAGUAAAUCAAGGCAUAAUGUGAUGAAAGGAAGACAGCCACGCUUAAUGAAACUGACUCGUUAUUAAAAGCUUUUCAACAUAAUUGUGAUUCAUGUGUCUACGUUUUUAUUAGUGACGUGAGCACACGUUAAAACGACGUU